Molecule: messenger RNA, 2657 nt
Organism: Poecilia reticulata (guppy)
Lineage: Eukaryota; Metazoa; Chordata; Actinopteri; Cyprinodontiformes; Poeciliidae
Source: RefSeq, a predicted model, not a curated record
CAAAAUGAAAUCAACACUUUUACUUUUAUGUAAAGAACUUUGGAAUGAAGGUGGAAACCCAGAGAGCUGUAACAGAAUUUGAAGUACAGUCUCUGAAGGAUUUUGUCAUUUUUGUUGCAGUAAAAAAAAACAGAAACAGAAUAGCGGGUAUUUAUCUUAUUUCUCCUCCCAACUUCUCCCACAUUUUUGUCUUUUUAACUGGACAAGAAGACAAGAGGCUUGCUCUUUUCGACAGUAACUACAAAGACAUUUCUCAAAGGAUUUGAUGCUUCCUUUUGGGCUGCAGGUGUCCUGUUCUCCUUUUAACAAAACACAACUAACUUUGGGAGUCCAAAAUCCCAUCUCUGCAGCUUUGGGCUCACCAUUCACAACCAGCGCCACCAUUUACCAGCCUGGUAACGAAGCUCCACAAACCGAUCCUGCACAUCUGUGUCGGUGAUGAGGUCCACCCCUGCUCUGUUGUUCGUCUGUUUUUGGAUGAACUCUGGCAUCCAGGCUGUUCAGAAAGAUCAAAAAUGUGGAUCUACUCCGGCGGUGAACCCAAAGCGUCGAUUCCUGAGGGUGGUCGGAGGAACCCAAGCUAMAUAUGGAUCCCACCCGUGGCUGGUAUCGAUACAGAAUAAAGGCUCUCAUUUCUGUGGAGGGGCCAUUCUGACCGACAGCUGGAUACUGACUGCGGCACACUGCUUCCCAUCCUUAUCAAAUGUCUUUCUGAGUAGUGUGACGGUUCUGGUGGGAGAGUUUGACCUGCGAGUAGAAGACAAAGAUGAGCAAGUCUUCACAGUCAAGUCUCUGUUAACCCAUGAGAACUACAACCACGCAUGUCCAAUGAAUUAUGACAUAGCUCUGGUGGAACUGGAUCGUCACGUCGCAAUGGGAGCUCGUGUCAGGCCAAUAUGUCUGCCUCUACCUGAUUUUAAAAUCCCGUCAUCGGCUAAAUGUGUUGUUGCUGGUUGGGGAAAGACAUGGGAAAGAGGACACAUUCCUGCAGUCCUGAGAGAAGUCCACCUGGGUUUGGUAGAUCAGGCCAAGUGUAAAUAUGUCCAACUGAUGAUCAAAAGCUCAUUUCCAAAACAGAAACAAAAGUUCCUCGAUCCAGCCAUGACGAUUCUGUGUGCUGGAGCUGAGGGAGGAGGCAGAGACGCCUGCCAGGGAGACUCUGGCGGUCCUCUGGUAUGUCAGGCAAGGCCCGGAAGCGACCGUUGGAUCGUGCUGGGAAUAACUUCCUGGGGUCAAGGAUGCGGUCGGAGCUGGGGAAUAAAAAGCAACCGGCAUCCGUCAAAGAAAGGAUCUCCGGGAAUUUUCACUGACGUCAAGCUGCUUCUGCCCUGGAUCAAGCAGAAGAUGAGGGAGGCUGAGCAGCAACAACUAUCAACUUCAGGACUGUGUAGUGUGACAGAUGGCCCGGUAUCGGACAGUGAAGGGUUGAUCAGGAACCCCGCUUUCCCUGACACCUACUAUGACAACAACCAGUUGUGUUUGUGGAGCAUCGAUGCUCAUCCAGGUCACAGCAUUCUGCUAGAGUUUGAUCAUUUUGAUGUGGAAAAUAGCUCGUAUUGUCACUUCGACCGACUCACGGUUUCAGGAUCAAAGAACAGGACUGUUGCAAUAUUCUGCGGUAAAUUACUACCACCUCGAGUGCUUCUACAGAAUUCCCAGAAUGCAAUGCUGCUCUUCUCCUCUGACAUUAAUAGAGCAGGGCGUGGCUUUGCUGUCAGGUACCGUGGGGUCAAAGGAUCCUUUCCUCCAGCAUGUGGGACUAUUGUUCAGGUGGAGGAUCAGAUUUCACUCCACACCCCAAAUUACCCACAGUCCUACAGUAAUGACUGUGCGCUCCGCUGGGUCAUCUACUCUCCUCCAGGACGUCUAGUUAAGCUGACGUUUGCUGAUUUUGACCUGGAAGAGUCGGAGAGAUGUUUGCAUGAUUCACUGACAGUUCUGGGAGACGUUGAAGGAAACAAAGAGAUUGCUGUGUUGUGUGGUGACAGUAUUCCCCCUCCGGUCGUCUCCUUCAGCAGCAUCAUGGUGCUUCAUUUCACCUCAGACAGCCGCAUCACUCACAGGGGCUUCAGCGCAGGACUGACCUUCAUCGGGAAGGAAGCUCUCCUUUCUGAAUGUCUCCAGUGUAAACUCUCACCACACCCAGAGCCUUGGAGACCUUGGUCUUGCUUUUCCCCUGGCUAUCUCUUUCUUCUCCCAGUUUGUGAAAGUGGAACUCCACCCACUGACAUCUGCAGUGACUCAUACAAGGUAUUCAUUCAAGCAUCCGUCCGGAAGCAAAGCUCUGACCCAUUAGGUGUUGAGAAACGAGUCCUCGGCGGAUCAAAGAUUUCAUGCUGGAAGGAAAUCGGAUCACGAAGAGCACAGUGGUGAAUCCUUGGAAAAUUGACACUUAUUGCUGGAAUGAGACUCAUCUUCAUUUAGAAAGAGAGAAACUAGAAUUGAUCAACCACUUUCUGUUCAGUCUCUGAUUGGUGUUAGCUUUCAGGGCGAACAUAAAAAAAACAUUUACAUGUUGAUUUACCUGUGUAAAAAUAAUCUGGUGUCAAGACGUGUUAAAAAUUAAAUGCAACUUUUGUAGAAAUAGAAUUUUUCACUAUGUUCAUAGUCACAUUUCUAUUAAUUGCAAUAAAGUAUAUUAGUUGAUUGCACAUUUA